AUGAGUAGCCAAACCCCACCACCAAAAUACAUCCAUGAAGACCACCAUGACCAUCCUGCUCUGCUUCCAGUGAUGGACCUUCCCGUCAUCGAUAUCAGCCAACUCACUACUGCAGAAGCAGAUCAGAACCUCCGAUCAGCUCUAAGCGAAUACGGUUGCAUCAUGAUAACAAACCAUGGAGUGGAGAGCUGGUUGCUGGAGAAAGUUGGGAUGGUGUUCAAGCAAUUCGUGGCUCUACCAGAAGAAGAGAAGCUGAAAUGCAAGAGGGAAGCUUUUCAAGGCUUUGGAGCUGACCCUGCCCUAGCUGGAGAUCUGCUUCCUGUUGAUUGGUCUGCUAGAUUGGUCCUCAAUGUGCUCCCCCAAGAGUUUAGAGAACUCAAGUAUUGGCCUGAGAAUCCACCAGAGUUCAGGGAAGUUGUGGAUGAAUACGGGAGCAAGAUGGUAACAGUCCAUGAAGUCAUCCUGAAGGCACUGGCCAGGUCACUAAACCUGAAAGAAACCACCUUUCUUGACAAGAUUAGAGAGCCAUGGAUACUGUAUGCAAGGUUCAACUUCUACCCUCCAUGCCCGAGGCCGGAUCUCGUCUUCGGGCUCAAGCCGCACUGCGACGCCACGGUCCUGACGGUUCUACUGCAGGACAAGGAAGUUGAAGGCCUGCAGAUUGAGAAAGAUGGCCAGUGGUUCAGAGUUCCCAUCGUUCCAGGUGCCCUUGUUAUCAACGUUGGAGAACAACUUGAGAUACUGAGCAAUGGAGAGUUCAAGAGCUCGCACCAUAGGGCAACGGUGGAUUCCGAAAAACAGAGGACUUCUCUGGCUAUGAUCUGUCUGCCUAACCCGGAAGUGGAAGUUGGACCAGUUGAAGAGCUGGUGAGUGAAGAGAGGCCAUUGCUGUUCAGGAAGGUGAAAUAUGAAGAAAGUCUGCAGCUCCGUUACUAUCAGACUGGGAAGAGAAUCAUUGAUGAUGCAAGAAUUUGAAGUCUGAAACUUUCCAGGCUUUUUCAACUUACCCUGUUCUGGGUUUUUCACUUUCUGCAAUCUCAAUUAUGUUCUGGCAUUAUCCAUUUGUAGGAGAAAAUGAAAAGCUUUCUGUUUCAAGCCAAAAUCUGAUCUCAGGUAGGGUCUAAC
This is a messenger RNA of Linum tenue, 1125 nucleotides long. The record is from the annotation of a GenBank genome assembly. Lineage: Eukaryota; Viridiplantae; Streptophyta; Magnoliopsida; Malpighiales; Linaceae.